GCGGGGGAGAAACCUCCAGUGACAAUUGCGUCUGGGUCCUAGCAAACAUGAGGCAGCUGCCAGCUCGACCAGGCAGUCUGGCUUGUUCGGGCUGCAAAGCGGGAAGGCUGGUGACAGUCCCCUUCAGCUGCGGAGAUGCAGAGGACCAAGCAGGAAGCAAUGAAGGCGUCAGAUGGCAGCCUCCUAGGAGACCCUGGGCGCGGACCGCUGAACAGAAAGGAAGGCCUCAAGUGGCAGAGGCCAAGGUUCACCCGCCAGGCCCUGAUGCGCUGCUGCUUGAUCAAGUGGAUCCUGUCCAGUGCUGCCCCGCAAGGCUCAGCAGUGACAGUGAACUGGAGUUGUCCACGGUGCGCCACCAGCCAGAGGGCUUGGACCAGCUGCAGGCCCUAACCAAGUUCACCAAGAAGGAGCUGCAGUCCCUUUACCGAGGCUUCAAGAAUGAGUGUCCCACGGGCCUGGUGGAUGAAGAGACCUUCAAACUCAUUUACUCACAGUUCUUUCCUCAGGGAGAUGCUACCACCUACGCACACUUCCUCUUCAAUGCCUUCGAUGCUGAUGGGAAUGGGGCCAUCCACUUUGAGGACUUCGUGGUUGGGCUCUCCAUCCUGCUCCGAGGGACGGUCCACGAGAAGCUCAAGUGGGCCUUCAAUCUCUAUGACAUUAACAAGGAUGGUUACAUCACCAAAGAGGUACUGGGUUGGCAAACGUGCCUGUCCCUACUCUCCUGAGCUCCUGGCUUCCCUUUUCUCCUGAUGCCACUAGCUUGGUGAUUCUCAGCCCUGCCUAGGGACCUUGCCACACAGUCCCAGGGGAGGUCUGGUUUGGCCCAAACA
Messenger RNA from Microtus ochrogaster (prairie vole), 833 nucleotides. It is a transcript of the gene Kcnip3, whose product is annotated as potassium voltage-gated channel interacting protein 3. Gene Ontology annotation, molecular function: RNA polymerase II cis-regulatory region sequence-specific DNA binding; potassium channel regulator activity; DNA-binding transcription repressor activity, RNA polymerase II-specific. Gene Ontology annotation, biological process: negative regulation of transcription by RNA polymerase II; regulation of potassium ion transmembrane transport. The transcript has 6 exons. Gene Ontology annotation, cellular component: voltage-gated potassium channel complex; nucleus. The record is from RefSeq and is a predicted model, not a curated record. The coding region runs from base 48 to 728 and encodes 226 amino acids. NCBI's taxonomy places the organism in Eukaryota, Metazoa, Chordata, Mammalia, Rodentia, Cricetidae.